UGGUUACGUGAUAGCCGCUCUUAAAAAAUUCGUCAUCCCUAACAGUAAGUAGUUAUUACAAUUUUCCAGAAAUCUGCAGAAAAUUCAGGCUCGAGUAAAUCAUAUUUCUUCAACAAUUCAAUCAAGCAAUCAUUGUAUAAUUAACUAGUUAUGGCGGCUACCACAGAGGAUUUUGAUCAAUUUGAAGAUGAUCUUCAAGAAAGUCAGGAACCUCAAAGUGGCGAUAAAAGAAAGCGCUUAUUUUCAAAAGAACUUCGUUGUAUGAUGUAUGGAUUUGGUGAUGAUCAGAACCCUUACACAGAAUCAGUAGAUCUACUAGAAGACCUUGUAAUAGAGUUUAUAACUGAAAUUACUCAUAAAGCAAUGGAAAUAGGACGUACAGGGCGUGUUCAAGUGGAAGAUAUUGUUUUUCUUGUAAGAAAAGAUCCUCGAAGAUAUGCAAGAGUUAAAGAUUUGUUAACAAUGAAUGAAGAACUGAAGAAAGCCCGUAAAGCUUUUGAUGAGGUUAGCACCAAUAGGUUAACAAUAUUUUUGAACUUGCGGAAAGAUGAAAUUUGUUCGAGACCAAAUUUGAAUCUGAUGUUAUCACGAAGAUUACUUAUUAGUCUGGCUAUAGGUGCAUAAUUUGGGAAAAAUGUUUGAAAAUAAUCUAUCAAGCCAAGAAACUCUGAACUUGUUUGAGUUUGUGGGAAACUUUGAACAACUUGCAUCUUAAAAGGUAAAGGUUUGAUUGUCC
Argiope bruennichi is the source of this 736-nucleotide messenger RNA. RefSeq names its product transcription initiation factor TFIID subunit 13-like (gene Taf13). Bases 151 to 624 code for a protein of 157 amino acids. Gene Ontology annotation, biological process: transcription by RNA polymerase II. The record is from RefSeq and is a predicted model, not a curated record. Lineage: Eukaryota; Metazoa; Arthropoda; Arachnida; Araneae; Araneidae. Gene Ontology annotation, molecular function: protein heterodimerization activity. Gene Ontology annotation, cellular component: transcription factor TFIID complex. The transcript has 5 exons.